GUGGUUAUAAAUGGAGGUGCCGCGUCCACUGUUGACCAGGAUACGGAAGACACAGAAUUAAUGGCUAUUUAUACAACUGAAAGUGGAAUUGCAGAAAAGAGCUCGCUGGCAGAGACACUGGACAGCACAAGCAGCUUAGACCGGCAGCGGAUGGACAUGAUAUAUACAGUAGAGGAUGUACCUCCUUGGUAUCUCUGCAUCUUCCUGGGCUUACAGCACUACCUGACAUGCUUCAGUGGGACGGUGGCUGUGCCGUUCCUGCUCGCAGAAGCCAUGUGUGUUGGCUUUGACCAGUGGGCAACUAGUCAACUCAUUGGGACCAUUUUCUUCUGUGUAGGAAUCACUACUUUACUUCAGACAACAUUUGGGUGCCGGUUACCCUUGUUCCAGGCAAGUGCUUUUGCUUUCCUUGCCCCAGCUCGUGCCAUCUUAUCUCUUGAGAAGUGGAAAUGUAAUACUACAGAUAUAUUUAUUUCUAACGGAACAGAGCUGCUUCACACAGAACACAUAUGGUACCCGAGGAUACGGGAGAUCCAAGGAGCCAUCAUCAUGUCCUCACUUAUAGAAGUGGUUAUUGGAUUUCUCGGCUUACCUGGAGCUCUCCUGAGAUAUAUUGGACCACUAACGAUCACCCCCACAGUGUCUCUUAUCGGUCUGUCUGGUUUCCAGGCUGCUGGGGAAAGAGCGGGCAAACACUGGGGUAUUGCAAUGCUCACCAUCUUUCUGGUCCUGCUUUUCUCCCAAUAUGCCAGGAAUGUCAAACUACCCCUUCCCAUCUACAAGUCCAAGAAAGGAUGGACUGCGUACAAGUUUCAGCUCUUUAAAAUGUUCCCGAUUAUUAUGGCAAUCCUUGUGUCCUGGUUGCUGUGCUUUAUCUUUACUGUGACGGAUGUUUUUCCACCAGACAAUACCAAAUAUGGGUUUUAUGCCCGUACUGAUGCCAGGAAAGGAGUUCUGGCUGUAGCUCCUUGGUUUAAAGUUCCCUACCCAUUUCAGUGGGGUCUGCCCACUGUGUCCGCUGCUGGGGUCAUCGGGAUGCUAAGCGCUGUAGUAGCAAGCAUCAUUGAGUCUAUUGGAGAUUACUAUGCUUGUGCCCGCCUUUCGUGUGCCCCACCUCCUCCUAUUCAUGCUAUUAAUAGGGGGAUUUUCAUUGAAGGCCUCUCUUGUGUCCUGGAUGGGGUGUUUGGCACUGGAAAUGGUUCCACAUCAUCCAGCCCUAAUAUAGGAGUUUUGGGGAUAACCAAGGUUGCCAGUCGCAGGGUCAUCCAGUAUGGUGCUGCCUUCAUGCUGCUGCUAGGCAUGAUUGGAAAGUUCAGUGCAUUGUUUGCUUCUCUGCCAGAUCCUGUCCUUGGAGCUCUGUUUUGUACCUUGUUUGGUAUGAUCACUGCAGUGGGUCUUUCCAAUCUUCAGUUUGUAGACCUGAAUUCUUCCCGCAAUCUCUUUGUCCUUGGAUUUUCAAUAUUUUUUGGGUUGAUGCUGCCCAGUUAUUUGAAGCAAAACCCAUUGGUCACAGGCAUUGCCGGCAUUGAUCAAGUAUUAAAUGUCCUGCUUACAACAGCCAUGUUUGUGGGAGGCUGUACAGCUUUCAUUUUAGAUAACACUAUUCCUGGUACACCAGAAGAAAGGGGUAUCAAGAAGUGGAAGCGUGGGGUGGGUAAAGGUGGAGCUGCUAUUGAAGGAAUGGAGUCGUAUGACUUUCCUAUUGGUAUGAACUUUCUGCGCAAGUACAAGUGUUUCAGUUACCUUCCUAUUAGUCCCACAUUUGCGGGAUAUCAUUGGAAGGCUCUACGGAAGAACGGCAAAAGUCGGCCAGGAGAGGAAGAAUCAGAGCCUACAGUAUAG
Staurois parvus is the source of this 1842-nucleotide messenger RNA. The record is from the annotation of a GenBank genome assembly. Lineage: Eukaryota; Metazoa; Chordata; Amphibia; Anura; Ranidae.